GCCCAACAUAGCACGGUUGUGUAUGGAUGGUAACUAUCUGGAUUUUCAUGGAUCGCCAAGUUUGAACAGACUGUUUACGACCCGGUGAACUGGUUGCCGGGGAGCUAGUCUGACCAUGGCUGCCGGUGUGGCUUUGGGGGAGAGCCAGCUUCAGAGGAUUAUCAGAGAUCUGCAUGAUGCUGUAGCUGAGCUCACUAAAGAGUACAAGGAGAAUGGGGAGCCAAUCACAGAUGAUAGUCCCAAUCUGCACAAAUUCUCCUACAAACUGGAGUACCUGCUGCAGUUUGACCAGAAGGAGAAGACAACAUUUCUUGGCACAAGAAAAGACUACUGGGAUUAUUUCAGCGACUGUCUGGCCAAGAUCAAAGGCGCCAACGAUGGUAUCCGCUUUGUCAAAUCCAUCCCAGAGCUGAAGACAUCUCUGGGGAAGGGCAGGGCUUUCGUUCGCUACUCCCUGGUGCACCAACGACUGGCCGACACGCUGCAGCAGUGUCUGAUGAACCAAAGGGUAACCAGUGACUGGUACUAUACUCGCAGCCCCUUGCUGAAAUCCCACCUCAGUGUUGACAUCAUAAGUCACCUGUAUGAGCUCAACGAGGUCCAGUUUGACGUGGCCUCCAGGGGUCAUGACCUUGACUCGUCUUGGCCCACCUUCGCAAGGAGGACACUGGGCAUGCCAAACUCACCUGGCCACAUGUGGAAACCACCCAGUCGCAGCUCUAGCAUCAACAGUCUGGCCAGCACCUACUCACAGCAGGCUCAUGAGUUCCUUGGCAGCCCUGACAAUGGCCCAAGCAUUCUGAGCGAGUUGAACGAGUUGUUGCCUUCCAGCGUAGAGGUGAGUAUGUUGGACGAGCUCCGCCUGGAGCUGGACCAGUCAGAGCUGAAGCAGCGGGAGCUCCUGGACAGGGUACAGCAGAUGGGGGAGGAGGGUGCUGAGCUCAGGAGUGUGGUGGUGGAGCUACAGAGGCAGCUGGACGUGUCGCUGACCGCCCAGGAGAAACAGCAGGGUAUGCAAGGGACCCUGAAAGACCUGGAGGCACGGGAGGAGGCCUUGUCCUGCGAGCUGGAGUCCCUGAGGGCCGGGGAGAAGGCCAGGGAGACCGAAAAUCGCCACCUUCAGGAGAAGCUGGCAGCCGCAGAGGGGAAGAACGUAGAACUAAUGGCCAAACUGGAUGGCGUGUUGGAUGAGAAGGGCCAGCAGGCGACUAGCUACUUUGACUCAGCACAGAAGAUCCAUGAGCUACUGGACAGACUGAAGGAGGCUGAGAGGGGGAAGAUAGAGGCUCUGGCAGAGGGAGAGGAUAGGAGAAGACAGGCCGACAGGCUGGCAGAUGAGCUAAGGGUCAAAGAGGUGGCAGAAAAGAAGGAUGAGGCCAAGCUUGAGUCGCUGUCAAAAUCCAUUGCAGAGGGGAACGCUAAGUUUGCGGAGUGUGCAGAGGAGCAGCGUAAUGCCAUUGACAAGCUCCAGGGGGCAUUGACUUUGAGAGAGAAGGAGGUCAACAACCUGCAGAGGCAGCUGCAGGACCUCCAGAGUGUUCUGGAAGAGAUGGAGAGACAAGCAGAGGAGGCCAGAAACAGAGCAGAGGAGGAGAAAGUUGAGAUCCAGGAAAGCAUAGGCAGUCUGAAAGAGGCCUUGGAGGUGGAACUACUCUACCUGAAGGAGCAGUUGAAGAGCAGAGAGGCGGAGCUGCUCUCCAGCAUACAGAGGCUUCAGCACCUGGAGGUCCAGAGCCAUAGCCUGACAACGGAGAGGGACAUCCUGAUCGCCAACCUCUCCAAGCUGGAAUCCAGCAUCAGGGAGCAGGCCAAUAAAAUGGAAGAGUACAAGACUCAGUGCACCAACCUGAUGGAGCUGAAUGGGAAGUUGCUGGGCACAGUGAAGAGGAAUGAGGAGCUGAAGAAGGAGCUGGCAGAGAGCCGGGCAGCCCUGGAGGGUGAGGUGGCCGCUCUGAGGGCGUCUGACAAGCAACUGAGGGGCCAGCUGGAUGACGCCAAGGUAACAGUGGAUGAGAAGGACAGGAAGUUGCGUGAGGAGAACCGGGCCUUGGACGAGAGUUUACAGAGGGCGGCCAAGGCCGCCGCAGUCUCAGAUGCCUCUAUCAAACGGCUGGAGCAGGAGAACCAAGGCCUGAGUGAGGAGCAGGCUACGGUGAGGGCGGCGCUGAGCUCCAUGCAGGAGGAACUGAAGUCCAUCCACGGGCAGAUAGGAGAGCUGGAGAAGAGCUUGGGGGCAUCCCGCAGGAGCGAGGCCAGCCUGCAGGAGCAGCUCAAAGACAGGAAGGCCCAGCUAGAGAACAAGGAGAAGGGCUGUGCAGAGCUCCAGGCCAAGGUGGAGGCCCUGGAGGCCAGAGGAAGGGCACUGGAAAAGGCUAAGGCAGAUGCAGAAAAUGCCUGUGCCAAAAAGACAAAGCUGAUAGAGAGGGUCACCACUGAGAAACAGAUGGUGGAGAGAACACAGCUACAGAGAAGCUCUGCCCAGGCCAAGGAGAGCCAGGAGGUAGCCGCCAAGCUGACUAUGGUGGAGGGCCAACUGGAAGUGAACAUGAAGGAGGUGUCCAGGUUCCAGGCAGAAGUGAUGGAUUUGAGAGUGCAGCUGAAGACCUCUGGGGAGGACAGGAUGAGGAGCCAGGCCCAGCUGGAGGUGAUGGAGGCCCAGAAAGACGCGCUCAGGACCCUAACAGAGCAGCUCAAAGCCCAGACUGAGGCACUUAACCAGAGGCACGUGGCCGAGCUCCUGCAAUGCAAAGAGAGGGAAGAGGCUCUGAGCAGGGAGCGUGACCAGGAGGCAGCCACCCGGUCCGAGUCGGCUGCCGCAGAGGCCUCCGCCAGGGGAGAGCUGGCUACGCUAAAGGCCCAAAAUGAGAGGCUGGCCAUGGAGAAUGCUGAGAUACGUGAAGGCCUCCACCGGGCCAAUACAGAGAUGGCAGAGCUUGGGAUGACUAUCUGUAGACUGACAGCAGAAAGGGAGGAGGCCAAGGAAGGCUGGGCGGGGGAGGCAGACAGGAUAGGGGAACUGGAGGAGAAAACUUCCGGGGAGGUGGAGCGGCUGGAGGCCUGCAUGGCUGCCAUGCGCCAGGAGAACACCAGCCUAAGAGAGGAACUGAGGAUGACAGAGAGCCUUCCAGGAGCCAUGCUGGAGCUGCAGGACAAGCUGGAGAAGGCAGAGGGCCAGGUGAGGAGCCUCCAGGACUCCAGUCUGGAGGAGAUGGAGGCGGUCAAGUUCCAGAUGAGCUCCGAGAGCAUGAAUCAUCAGAACCAGAUCAAGAGUCUGAAAGAUGAGGUGGGGAAACUGAGGGUCCAGCUGCCUAAAGAGCAGGAGAAAGUGUCCAGUCUGGAGGCAAAAAUAUUUGAGAUAGAGGGGGUGAAUGAGGAGUACUCACGGCUGAUUGGAGAGAAAGAUGCUCACAUCACAAAGUCGGAAGCUGCUAUUCGUCAGAGUGAGGGAGAGAUUCAGCGACUGAGAGACUCUGUCACCAGUGCCGAGGAGGUUCUCUUGGCGGUCCAGGCGGCGCGUGAGGAGCUGAAGAAGAAAUUGGAGCAGGCCGAGGUUGACAAGAAUAGUCAUUACCUCAGGACGACAGCAGAGAUCGACGACCUCUACCGAACCAAGAGCACGCUGGAGGAGCGCCUCAUCGAACUAAUCAAGGACAAGGACAUUCUGUGGCAGAAGUCAGAUGCUCUAGAGUUUGAGCAGAAGCUGCGUGCAGAGGAACGCUGGUUGCAGGACAAGGAGGCCACCCACUGCCUGGGCUGCCAGGGCCAUUUCACCUGGUGGCUACGCCGACACCACUGCAGGCUGUGUGGACGCAUCUUCUGCUACUACUGCAGUAACAACUUUGUGAUGACCAAGCACAGUGGGAAGAAGGAGCGUUGCUGUAGGGAGUGUUACACCCAACAUAGAGCAGUGGUGGAGAGGUUCACAGAGGCUGAGCUGAGUCCCUCCGACACCCAGCCGCCUCCCCCCGGAAUUGGGCCUCACUCACUCCCCGAACCAGCCCCCUACAAACCUACUCCCAGGGUUACAGUGUCGGACCCCAGCGCCAAGACUGAUGACGGAGCCUAUGACAUCACCACAGAGGAGGAUGCGAACGGGAUCUAUGACAGCGACUCGCUGUCCCAAACCACAGGGGAUUCAUUGGAGGGGGAGCAGAACACACGGCCACUGGGGGCGCUAGAUAUAGGUACAGGAGACACGACCCCAGAUGACCCAGAAGAGAAUGUGUCCACUCUGCAUGAUGCAGAGAUCGCCCUUCUCAAGUCUGGAGAAGUCACUCUGGUCGUCCCUCUCAGCAUCGACGACAUCUCUCAGUUUGGCGAUGGCUCCCGGGAGCUUUUUGUCAAGUCCAGUUGCUACAGCGUGAUCUCCAUCGUCGUGGUCGAUUGCAGCCCCACCGUGAGCUGGAUGUUCUCCUCGGAGCCCAAGAGCAUCUCGUUCAGCAUGGUGUACCGCGUGACCGCCGACGUCCCCGUGGAACAAUCCAAGGUGCUGAUUCCUCUGACUCGCUGUAACUCCCACAAAGAGGCCAUCCAAGGCCAGCUGAAAGUCAGGAACCCUGGUCUCUACACACUCAUCUUCGACAACUCCUUCUCAAGGUUCAUCUCCAAGAAAGUCCUCUACCACUUGACACUCGAGAAGCCGGUUAUUUACGACGGAAGUGAUUUUUAAGACUGAUAGUGGACACUUACGCAGGGUAAAUGUUAUAGGGGAAUGGAGGGAGGGAGAGGGUACAGAGGGAGGAGGACAAUGUGUCCAUUUCAUUUUUACAGCUAUUUAAUUUUAAAGGAUUUCAUGUGCUUAUUUUUUUUCUGUGUUCCCCACCAAGUAUUUUAUGUUUAGUUUUGCUGUUUUAUUCCGAAUAGUUUUUUGUUGUUGUAGGAUCCCUAUAUUUUUAACACUAGUGCUUUUAUGUUUUGGAGUGUGUUAGUUAUGUUUUAGUUAGAGCACAAACACCCUACAGACAUAGUGGUUCGCUCUUAAGUCAAAUGGUUUGGUCUAAUGGACUCCUCACUGAGAUUAGGUGGUGAAAUUCAAAUCAAAACCUAACCACAGCUAAGGGGUUAAAAUGCUUACGUUAUAAGUUCACGCCAGGGUCUUGUUAAACACAGAUGGAGAAGUUAUUGCACACACUACUUAAGAUGGCCACACAUUUAUACAAUGUUAUUAGUUCUGAUUUUCUUUCUACCAUGGACUAGCACAGUGUCCACAGGUGAGAUGAUUCUUCUUGAGCAACUGCGUACAUUUUAAUCACACUAUCAGUAGGGGAGCACUGUACAAUAGAGCAUUUGUUUCAAGCUACAAAAACAGCACGUUGUUAAGGAGAAGGCCGUUAUGUUGGAGUAUCCUCAAAAUGCUGUGAUGCUGAGGGAACUGAAUGAAGUGCGGGUCAACAGUCAGUAAUGUAGGGGGAUUGAAAGCUUUGCUACCAAAUUCUUGGUACUUUUGAAGCCUACUGUUUGAGUGAACUGAACACUUUGAAGGACCUCUCUCUUCGACUGUCGAUAACCUUCCCUCAAGUAGGUCAAUAUUUCAUGUUUUCAGAUGAAAGACUGCCAUCUUCAAUGCCAUAUAAAAAGCACAAGGGGGGCUUUUAUAUCCCAAAGAGAAAUCCAUUUUCAAAUGGUUUUGUUGCAAAAGACAAUGUCUUCUCUUAUUUUAACAUAAUACUAUUGUUUUAAAGCACACUAUAUUAUAUUAUUACAGCACACUCAACUAUUAUGAUCUAUUACCAAGCUCAAUUUCACUCACUGACAAAGGAAGUGCCAAUCCUUGCCUUUUAACAUAACUUGAAAAAAUGUUUCCAUUACAAGACACAUAAAAACUGCACUGUGAAAAUGAAAAGUUAAGUGCCAAGAUGGCACAUUGUCUUUUCACGUGUGCAGAUUUGACAUGUGUUUUGGAUAGCCAGUUCGUGCUAUACUCAGCAUCUUUAAGAAUCCACUGUUGUAUACAGUGCUUCUACUUCUUUAAUGUUUUAGGCUAUCCUCAUGGAAUAACACUUAGCCAAAGGCUAUCCUCAUGGAAUAACACUUAGCCAAAGGCUAUCCUCAUGGAAUAACACUUAGCCAAAGGCUAUCCUCAUGGAAUAACACUUAGCCAAAGGCUAUCCUCAAGGAGCACCUCGGGGCACAGUUGAGUAGAGUGGUUCUCAACUGGUUUUGCCUCGGGACCUAAAUUUGAACCAGGUUGUCUCAGUCGCAAAAUGUGCCAAAAACCAUGUUUAAUGCAAUAUUAAUAGUAAAUGUAGAAAUUAUAUGACAAGGGAAAAACAUUCCCACCUCUUUCAUUGUCAUUAAUUCAAUUUUGCCCAUAUUCUUGUUGAAGAAUUUUAAACUCACUGGUUUGAGACGACAAAAUCAACCAAAAAUUGCACUGCUAAUAGCUAUAUAUUGAAAUUCUGUGAUUGAAAAAAGAUUAUUCAGAGAUUAAAUUAUUUAAAAAAUGAAAUUCAUUAUCAUUUCCACACACCUUCUACCUGAUUUAAGUUCAGACUGGAGUAUUUUUUCCAUAUAUAUGUACAGUACCAGUCAAUAGUUUGGACACACCUACUUAUUCCAGGGUUUUUCUUAAUUUUUACUAUUCUCUACAUUGUAGGAUAAUAGUGAAGACAUCAAAACUAUGAAAUAACACACAUGGAAUCAUGUAGUAACUAAAAAAGUGUUAAACCAAUCAAAAUAUAUUUUCUAUUAGAGAUUCUACAAAGUAGCCACCCUUUUGUCUUGAUGACAGCUUUGCACACUUUUGACUGGUAUAAAUAUUUGUAAAAAAUACACCCCAGACGCAUUCAAAACCUUGGGUUGCGACUCACCAGUUGAGAAUUGCUGGUGUAGUGUACCAUGGCAAGCUUAUGUUUGUGUAAGUGCUUUCUGGAUAAUAUCCGAAUUGUUUAUAAUAGCAGGCCUAUAUAUUAUAUACCAUCAUAGGAAUAUGAUUUUGUAAUAUUUCUUUGUAAGGGAGUUUAGAAUUUUGUUAUAGCCAUACAUUUUAGAUCUUGUGUUUUUUGUUGUCACUAAUCUAAGUUGAUCGUUGUCUUUCUCUAGUAGUCUCUUAUAGUAAGAAGUCAUGACCACCUUGUUUACAAUACUGUCUAUUCAAGGAGUUUACCAAUGUUUUUCACUAAUGAAGCAAGGUCCAGGGUGAGGUUUUCCCCAAUCCUAACGAUAACCAUUAGAGGGGAAAAUGCAAUACUGACCCAAGAUCAGGUUCUAGGGGCAACUUUACCCUACACCAAAGAAUCAAGUGCUAAAUCGGAUGCUGCUUUUGUAGAGAACUGUUUUCCAUUUAAAGGAUGUUAUGAGUGGUUUAAAUUUGUGCAAUUUGUAUACAAAGCCUCAUAUUUUCUCUACAGUUUUGCACUAUUUUGGAAUGAAAAACAAUAAUAAUUUACAAAGUCACAAGGAAUUGUAUUUUAAACCAAAUCUGUUUGAUGGUGGUUGUGCUGGGAAAGAUAUCCUAUGUAUUUUAUUAAAAAACUGCUUUACAAGAGGUCCGCCACCAUCAUAUUCUCUAUCUAUGCACUCACUGUUAUAAUGGUUACGGUACUAGUAAAACGUACAGUUCAACUUUGAAAUAAAGUUUGUAAAUGAUG
Salmo salar (Atlantic salmon) is the source of this 7589-nucleotide messenger RNA. Its product is annotated as FYVE and coiled-coil domain-containing protein 1. Gene Ontology annotation, biological process: plus-end-directed vesicle transport along microtubule; positive regulation of autophagosome maturation. Gene Ontology annotation, cellular component: autophagosome; lysosome; late endosome. The record is from RefSeq and is a predicted model, not a curated record. Gene Ontology annotation, molecular function: metal ion binding. Lineage: Eukaryota; Metazoa; Chordata; Actinopteri; Salmoniformes; Salmonidae.